Molecule: messenger RNA, 2973 nt
Organism: Jaculus jaculus (lesser Egyptian jerboa)
Lineage: Eukaryota; Metazoa; Chordata; Mammalia; Rodentia; Dipodidae
Gene: Tars3
Product: threonyl-tRNA synthetase 3
Exons: 19
Coding region: 26-2206 (726 amino acids)
Biological process (GO): threonyl-tRNA aminoacylation
Cellular component (GO): cytoplasm
Molecular function (GO): threonine-tRNA ligase activity; ATP binding
Source: RefSeq, a predicted model, not a curated record
GCCUGGGCACUAAGAUCCAUUCUCAAUGGCCUUUUCUGGGAACCUGUCCGCAAAAGAAAAAAAAAGGAGACUUGCAAGAAUUCAAGAAGAGACCGAGAUAAGGCCUCCAAGCCAAAGCCAAGAAAAUGACACUGAACAGAAGAAAUUGAAGACCAGUGAGCCUGCCACGGAGGGGAAACAACCAAGUUUUAUAAAAGAAAGAUUGAAGUUUUUUGAAACAUUGAAGACAGAACAUCAGCUUUUGUCUGCUACUUAUGAAAAAAAGAACACAAGCAAUGCGAUUACAGUGAGAAUGGCUGAUGGGAAAACAGUGGAAGGGGAAGGUUGGAAAACAACACCUUAUCAAUUGGCGGCUGAAAUUAGUCAAGAACUGGCUGAAAACACAGUAAUUGCUAAAGUGAAUGGUGAAUUAUGGGACCUGGACCGUCCAUUAGAAGGAGAUUCCACUGUAGAGCUGCUGACGUUUGAGAAUGAGGAAGCUCAAGCUGUGUACUGGCACUCCAGUGCGCACGUUCUUGGAGAGGCCAUGGAACUCUACUACGGAGGCCACCUGUGCUAUGGCCCACCCGUUGAAAAUGGAUUUUAUUAUGACAUGUUCAUCGAAGACAGAGCAGUGUCCAGCACUGAGCUGUCAGCCCUGGAGAACAUGUGUAAAGCCAUCAUAAAAGAAAAGCAGCCUUUUGAAAGACUGGAAGUCAGCAAGAACACCCUGCUGGAGAUGUUUAAGUACAAUAAGUUUAAAUGCAGGAUUCUGGAGGAGAAGGUCAACACCCCAACCACCACCAUUUACAGGUGUGGUCCACUAAUUGACCUUUGUAAAGGCCCCCAUGUAAGACACACUGGAAAAAUUAAAGCCAUAAAAAUUUUCAAGAACUCCUCAACAUAUUGGGAAGGCAACCCUGAAAUGGAAACAUUGCAAAGGAUCUAUGGGAUAUCCUUUCCUGAUAACAAAAUGAUGAAAACCUGGGAAAAGUUCCAAGAGGAAGCCAAGAACCGAGACCACAGGAAAAUCGGGAAGGAACAAGAGCUUUUCUUUUUCCAUGAUCUGAGUCCUGGAAGCUGUUUUUUUCUUCCCAGAGGAGCCUUCAUUUAUAAUACACUUAUGGAUUUCAUACGAGAGGAGUAUCACAAGCGUAACUUCACGGAAGUUCUGUCUCCCAAUAUGUACAACAGUAAACUCUGGGAAGCCUCAGGCCACUGGCAGCAUUAUAGUGAGAACAUGUUCACCUUCGAGGUUGAAAAGGACACUUUUGCCCUCAAACCCAUGAACUGUCCAGGGCACUGUCUGAUGUUUGCCCAUCGCCCUCGAUCCUGGAGGGAAAUGCCUAUUAGAUUUGCUGAUUUUGGAGUUCUUCACAGAAAUGAGUUGUCGGGGACUCUAAGUGGCUUAACUCGAGUCCGGCGCUUCCAGCAGGAUGACGCGCACAUCUUCUGCAUGGUGGACCAGAUUGAAGAAGAAAUAAAAGGGUGUUUACAGUUUUUACAAUCUGUCUACUCAACAUUUGGCUUCUCUUUUCAAUUAAACCUGUCGACUAGGCCUGAAAACUUCCUAGGAGAGAUUGAGAUUUGGGAUGAAGCUGAGAAGCAACUGCAGAAUAGCUUGAUGGAAUUUGGAAAACCAUGGAAAAUGAACCCAGGAGAUGGAGCAUUCUAUGGCCCUAAAAUUGAUAUAAAAAUCAAGGAUGCUAUUGGAAGAUACCAUCAGUGUGCUACCAUUCAGCUGGACUUCCAAUUGCCCAUUAGGUUUAAUCUCACAUAUGUUAGUAAGGAUGGAGAUGAUAAGAUGAGACCUGUGAUCAUUCAUCGAGCUGUGUUGGGAUCAGUGGAAAGAAUGAUAGCUAUUCUCUCAGAAAACUAUGGGGGAAAAUGGCCUCUCUGGCUGUCUCCUCGUCAGAUAAUGGUCAUUCCUGUGGGGCCAACUUGUGAACAUUAUGCACUUCAGGUAUCCAAUGCAUUUUUUGAAGAAGGAUUUAUGACUGAUGUGGAUUUAGAUGACAGCUGUACACUAAAUAAGAAAAUUAGAAAUGCACAACUGGCUCAAUAUAAUUUUAUUUUGGUGGUUGGAGAAAAGGAAAAGAUAAAUAAUGCUGUAAAUGUCCGGACAAGAAACAACAAAAUUCAUGGUGAGAUCUCAAUAGCUUCUGCCAUUGAUAAACUGAAGAACCUGAAGAGCUCUCGUACACUCAGUGCUGAGGAAGACUUCUAAAGUCCUUUCCUUUUACUUCUCAAUAACUUUGUUUUGACCUUUGGCAUGUAUUAUUCUAAGUCAUUUAAGAUGUUAGCACUUCUAAGAAUUUUGGGCCCACUGACAGGGGUCUACUUAUGGGUUUAUUUGAGAAAGGAAGAAUGAUAUAUACAUAAUUUGCUUAUGUAUACAUAAUUUAAUUCACUAAUGUGUUCUGAGUGUGAUAAUAGGAGAAGCUUGGGAAAUUUUUAAACAAUCCAUGACGUCAGAGACCUCAGUAGCAAAAUGUUAUUCAUUCAAAGGGGAAACACUAGUAAGUGAGGAUUAAGAAAAAUUAUUACUAAGGUCUGUUCUUUUUCAAAAUAGAGGCUUCAGAGCUGGUUAUGCUGCUCCAUGGAAGAACACUUGCCUAGCAUGCAUGAGGCCCUGGGUUCCAUCCCCACCCCACCCUCAAAGUAUGGACUUCAGAUAAAAGUCCAGCAUCCUUUUUGAAUAUGGGAGGGGGAUCUUAUUUUAUAAUAUGUCUCAGGUAUUUUUACAGCUGUUUUACUAAAGUUCACCCUGAAACUUUAUGUCCAAAGUUGGAAUCAUUACUUAAUUUAUUUUAACUAGUCAGCAGCAGUAAGAGAAGCACUGAAGAAAUUCAAAGAAAUUCAGUACUGUGUAAUCUGUUAUUUGCACUGUAGGUGAGGAGUUGAAAUUUUCCUGCUUUGGAUUCACAAUUAUGCCUUAUUUAUCUUUAGAAAAAAAAGAUACUGAAUAAAAUACAUCACAUGGUGUUUCCAGUA